GCAUGACAUUUUUAGAUGAAAACUUGCAGAGGCCACCGGCAGGCGGCAGGCAACCCCAUGAAACAAGCCAUGAAACAUGAAGACAAAAAUAAAACAAUAACAAAAUAACGCGCCUUCAGUUCAGUCCAGGUCCAGUCUGUCCUCCACAGUCCUCCUUAAAUUGCAUGGAAUUGAUAGAAAUCGACUUGAAAUGGAGGAACUCCAAGCAGCAACAAUUGGAUCAAAUCCCGAAAGCAGAAACUAGUAUUCGGAAAGUCAGCGGAGAAAUUUCCUAUGUAGAUUUCUUCAAUGAAUUUAUGCAACCAAAUAUUCCUUGCAUCUUCAAGUCUGAGAUUGUUGAUAAGUGGCGGAGCAAGACUGAUUGGGUCGACGACCGAGGGAAACCGAAUUUUGAUUUUUUGGCAAAAACCUUUGGUGAUUCUGUGGCUCCAGUUGCAAAUUGCAGCCAGCAGUAUUUUAAUGCUCAGAAGAAAGAUGACAUGAGAGUAAACAAGUUCAUCGAAUAUUGGAAAAAAUAUAUUCAAGACGGGUACCCAACAAGUGAACAGUGUCUCUAUCUGAAAGAUUGGCAUUUCAGCAGAAAUUUUCCAGAAUAUGAUGCGUAUAAGUGUCCAGAAAUUUUUAGUUCAGACUGGCUGAAUGAAUAUUGGUCUGCCAAAGGUGGUGAUGACUAUAAGUUUGUUUAUAUGGGUCCGAAGGGGUCUUGGACUCCCUUGCAUGUGGACGUUUUUACAUCAUUCAGUUGGUCGGCUAACGUCUGCGGACAGAAAAGGUGGAUUCUGUUUCCUCCAGGAACGGAGAAAAAAUUAAAAAACAAGCUGGGAGAUUUGCCGAACCAACGAGAGCUAAGUGACGAUCUUUUGAAAGAAGGCAUUGUUGCUGACCAGUUUGCUGGAGAGACUAUUUUUGUUCCAAGUGGUUGGCAUCAUCAGGUCUGGAAUGUUGAGGACACCAUUUCAAUAAACCACAAUUGGCUGAAUGGUUGUUGUGUACGCAAUUCAUGGCUGAGUCUUGAGCAGGGUCUUAAGUCCGUAGAGAAAGAACUGGCUGAUUGUUCGGAUAUGGAUGCUUGGAGUGAACAAUGUCAAUUAGUAUUGAAAGCAGUUGCUGGCAUUGACUUUAAAGAGUUUUUAGAUUUUCUUCUUUUUAUUGCUAGGCAAAGGAUAAUUUGCCUAGAUGGGGAGUCUCCCUUGUCUGCAGGAAACACGUUACUGGGGAAGGAACAUGCAUACUUUGAUCUUUCAAAAAUUGUUGAUGUUCUCGAGUUAUUUUACAAAAUUACACCUAACCCUGACUGUGAUAAUGGUUUACAACUUAUUAAAGAAGUUCUCGGCAAGUACCCAUCUAGUUAA
Molecule: messenger RNA, 1352 nt
Organism: Neocloeon triangulifer
Lineage: Eukaryota; Metazoa; Arthropoda; Insecta; Ephemeroptera; Baetidae
Gene: JMJD4
Product: 2-oxoglutarate and iron-dependent oxygenase JMJD4
Exons: 7
Coding region: 165-1352 (395 amino acids)
Biological process (GO): positive regulation of translational termination; negative regulation of gene expression; protein hydroxylation
Cellular component (GO): cytoplasm; nucleus
Molecular function (GO): histone H4R3 demethylase activity; sequence-specific DNA binding
Source: RefSeq, a predicted model, not a curated record